Sparassis crispa is the source of this 906-nucleotide messenger RNA. RefSeq lists its product as hypothetical. Gene Ontology annotation, molecular function: protein kinase activity; ATP binding. NCBI's taxonomy places the organism in Eukaryota, Fungi, Basidiomycota, Agaricomycetes, Polyporales, Sparassidaceae. Gene Ontology annotation, biological process: protein phosphorylation. The transcript has 3 exons. The coding region runs from base 1 to 906 and encodes 301 amino acids. The record is from RefSeq and is a predicted model, not a curated record.
AUGGCCCUUCUGAGCUUUCCUAGCCUCAUUCCCGACGACAGAUUCCCCCAGUUCUACGACUUGCUCCCUGUCCUGGGCUCUCAGGCUGACGACGGACCUCAUAACAAUGUGCAGUUGACCCUCACCGACGUGGUGUGUAUCCACAAGGGCAAGAAACUUUCAGCAGUUUAUCGCGCCACUCUCCGUGCUACGUCUGAUUCCCCUGAGGCCGCUGAGCAUCUUCCUCGCGAAGUUGUUUGCAAAGUCGUCUAUGGCAGGCCUGCCAGGGACAAGUUGCACUUCGAGUUCAGCAUGUACGACAAGCUACAGGACUUGCAAGGUCGUCUCAUUCCUCAGUGCUUUGGCCUCUACGAGGGUGAAAUGGAUGAUGGACGGGCUGCCUGCCUUUUGUUGGAGUACUGCGGUGAGGAACUCACUAGAAAAUUGCGAUACACCUCUUGGGACUUCAGACGACAGGUACUCGAUUCAUUGCUCGAGAUUCAUCGCCGGGGAGUCGUGCACAACGAUGUCCGCGAACGGAACAUUGUUAUCAAUAAGGAGGGGCGCCCCAUUAUUGUCGACUUUGACAUCUCCGAUUCCAAGAACCAUGACUGUCCGGUAAAGUUACCCAUCCAGUUCGACGUCCCCGAACCUGAUCGAUUCCACUUCGGGUGUGACGAGUUGCACUGGGCGGGGCAAUUGGCAGAUGUGUGGCUACCUACGACAUUCCUUUUUUUGGGAAGGAGAGUCCCGAUAAAAUACACCGACUCACCAGAGUUGCUUGCUAAGGUUGCACCUUCGGGGACCUCGCCGGAAGAGGCACUUGAACGCGCACACGUGUAUUAUCAGAUGUUCCGCACAGCUCUUGAGAAACGAAAGCGCUGUGAACCUUAUGAGUAUCUCGACAACAGUAUGGUGGAUGAAUGA